Molecule: messenger RNA, 2069 nt
Organism: Dermacentor albipictus
Lineage: Eukaryota; Metazoa; Arthropoda; Arachnida; Ixodida; Ixodidae
Source: RefSeq, a predicted model, not a curated record
UACGAGGCACGACGGCGUGUUGAUCCAUAUAGCUGUUGCUGCCCUGCAGCGUUUGCUCUGUGUCAGUUGCAGUUUCUAGUGCUGUACGAGUAUUGUUCCACAAGCGUAGAAAAAUAACUUACCCUCAUGGCCUCCCCGCUCAAGAGCUGCAUCGAUCCGGACGAACACCCGCUCGACACCCGAAGGAACUUCGGGGAGUACAUGGUUCAGCAUCUCAGGCGCCACGCAGGCUCAAAACUGAUCAACGGUACGACCGACGAAGCCUACACCUACGGCGAAGUAGCAGAGCAGGUGGAUGCCGUGAGGACAGCGCUAUGGCGACUGGGCCAUGAAGCUGGAGACAAGAUCCUGCUCCUCAGCGCAAAUCGGACGCAACUGCUGCCGAUGUUUCUGGGUGCAGCAUGCGCCAACGUGGCGUCCGUCUGUGAAAUCCCGGGCUUCAGUGUCGAUGUCCUGGCUGACGCAAUGCAAACCCUGUCGCUGGUUUCUGUCUGCUGUGAGCCAGACCGGGUCCAAGAGGCUCUCGAACUGCAGCGAAGACUCCCUUCUAUAAAGCACAUCAUAGCACUGGACGAAACGGCGCAUAAUAUGAUCGGCGCAACGAACACCGUAAUCACAUGGAAUGAGCUGCUCAAGAAGGGGCACGAUGAAGGAGGCCCAAUGCCACCGCCUCCCGAGUAUCGAGAAAACCAGAUCUGCUACAUGGCACCUACAAGUGGCACGACUGGCAAACCGAAACUGGUUGUGCAUUGCCACGAGUCCUUCCUGGCUAUCGUUCAGUCAAGCAGCCACCCUGGGCACAUGCGUCUAGGUCCAGAAGACUUGUCCCUCUCCACAUCGUCGUUGGUCCACACAUACGCGCUUCUUUGGGGUGUCUGCAAGCCUAUCGCCCAGGGAGCGUCGACCGCCUUUAUGGAGACCGCCGAUGACAGCGCUAUACUGGAGGCAAUUCACAAGCACAGGGUCACAGCGCUAAGCACAACACCUUACACUGUGAGGCGCCUGUUGGACAACAAACGGCGCCACGGUUAUGACCUCCAUAGCCUCCAAUACGUCACUACGUCGACUACAAAUAUUGAUGAAGAAGUUGCGAAGACUCUGGUCAAAGAAUUUAAUCUCAAGUGUUUUACACAAAAGUACGGUCAGACGGAGAUACCGUUCAUCUCAGUCGGUCUCUACAACGCGCCCACCAAUUACAAGUCCAUCGGUUGCUUGGCAGUCGGCGUAGAAGCAGUGGUGAGGGACACAGAAACGAAAAAGCCUCUGGGGCCAUGGCAACGUGGAGAGCUCGUGGUACGAAGUCCAAAUUUGAUGCUGGGAUACUGGGGGAGUCUGCAUGAGCCUGUCACUGAUGAAGAAGGCUGGUACAGCACAGGCGACCUGUGCUACUACGACAAAGACGGCUGGCUGUACCUAGUUGCGCGGCUGAGCGACUACUUCUGCGUCCGUGGGAGCAAGUAUCGGCCGGUUGAAGUCGAGGCCGUGCUGCUCAAGUGUCCAGGGGUUCGUGACUGCGCCGUCGUAGGAAUACCACACCCCGAAGCUGGAGAAGUGGCGCACGCUUUGGUUGUGCCCGAGCCGGAAGCAAGAUCGCUGAGCGCCGAUUACGUCACGCAAUUUCUGGAAGCUAACACACCGAAGGGUUGCCAGUUGGAAGGCGGCGUCACAUUUGUCGACAAGAUUCCUCGCAGCAACAGAGGGAAGCUUGUCAGGCGUCAGCUCGUCCAGUGUAUUCUCGAGAAGCGAGAACAGGGAGGCAUCAAGAGUCGGGAAGAUGAGGCGGAAGAGCUAACAGACUUCGCAAACUCCGCUAUCAUGCACGGCGCAAAGCGCAUCUCGCACCCGGAGUGUGCAUUCGUAUCGUAAAAUUGUAAUAUUACUGCGAAAACAUUAUAUGCCCCAUGAAGUGGAAAAUCCGGCGUCCGUUUUUAUAUUCCGAUGGUACCAAAACCCACGUGACGAAGUGACGACAUAACGUUCCCAGCGCUGGACCUGUUGUGGCUCGGACUGCAAACUUUCAUGGUGAACAGCAAUAGCGUCGGACCUGGACCCUUAUUAAAAUUUGAUUA